Molecule: messenger RNA, 581 nt
Organism: Dromiciops gliroides (monito del monte)
Lineage: Eukaryota; Metazoa; Chordata; Mammalia; Microbiotheria; Microbiotheriidae
Gene: MYL5
Product: myosin light chain 5
Exons: 7
Coding region: 54-575 (173 amino acids)
Cellular component (GO): cytoplasm
Molecular function (GO): calcium ion binding
Source: RefSeq, a predicted model, not a curated record
GAGGGCAAGAGAGGAAGGCAAAAGCUGCACCAGGAGAGUCUCGACCCAGAGAAAUGGCUAGCAGGAAGACCAAGAAGAAGGAAGGUGGCGCUCUUCGUGCUCAGAGGGCCUCAUCCAAUGUCUUUUCCAACUUCGAACAGACACAGAUUCAGGAAUUUAAAGAAGCAUUCACACUGAUGGACCAGAAUAGGGAUGGAUUUAUCGACAAGGAGGACUUGAAGGACACCUACGCCUCCCUAGGUAAGACUAAUGUUAAAGAUGAUGAGCUGGAUGCCAUGCUGAAGGAGGCCUCAGGCCCCAUCAACUUCACAAUGUUCCUGAACCUGUUUGGAGAGAAGCUGAAUGGGACAGAUGCAGAGGAGACAAUACUGAAUGCCUUCAAGAUGCUGGACCCAGACGCCAAAGGGAGCAUCAACAAGGAUUACAUAAGGCGCUUGCUGAUGUCCCAGGCUGACAAGAUGACUGCAGAAGAGGUUGACCAAAUAUUCCAGUUUGCUUCCAUUGAUGCAGCUGGAAACCUGGACUAUAAAGCUUUGAGCUACAUCAUCACCCAUGGAGAGGAGAAGGAAGAAUAACAAGGC